Molecule: messenger RNA, 1460 nt
Organism: Daphnia magna
Lineage: Eukaryota; Metazoa; Arthropoda; Branchiopoda; Diplostraca; Daphniidae
Exons: 2
Coding region: 392-1351 (319 amino acids)
Molecular function (GO): protein binding
Source: RefSeq, a predicted model, not a curated record
CAACGCUACCACUCCAACUCCUUAAAUCAAACUAUCGGUCUUUGAUAUUUAGCACUACCCGUCUCAGUGACAGCAAAAUAAAAAACUACCACUGGUUUUUAGCUGUUAGAUUUGAAGCUCUCGCUCGAGUACCAUUACAGUUCUAUUCGAUCAUUGAUAGAAUCCAGAAAAAAAAAGCCAAUGAAAAAGGAAAUACUGAAUUGCUGCUUGUAGGCUUGUAGCUUUGGUGACGUACACUAGCGCUUAUUUGGUUGGUAUUGGCACUACAUCGCUCUUGAAAACAAAACAAACACAAAAUGCUGUAUUAAACCAGUGGGCAUCUGACAAGGUGUUGAAAACAACAAUCUAUUCCAGAUUUCCGACUUGUUUUGAUUUAGGGUUAGUGUUUAGAAUGAGUGACCAACCAUUUAAAGGGGACCGACACAUGCAUCGCGACAAACUAAAACUAAUCUUAUUUGACUGGCUGAAAGAAAAGGGGAUCUUAGGUGAACUACAAGCAUUUCUCAGAAUGAAGAUGGUUGAAAAACUUCAGCAAACCCAAUUAGCAUCAGCUUCUAAACAAGCCCAGUUUUCAGCAAAAGACAAUGCUAUUAAUAUUAUGGUCUAUGAAUACCUCAAGCAUCACAAUAUGUUUUACACCUCAUCAGUCUUUGCUAGUGAAUGUUCCUCUAUUCAGCAAACCAGUCUGGAGAGUGUAACUGCAUGGGAAGAUAUUUUGAAAAUUUUAGGUCUAAGCAACUGUGAUAAUAUGACACCAAACAGUUCCCGGGAUGAGAAAGCAUGUUUGCUCAAUCAUGUAUUAGAUGGCCUUGGGAUAAUGCACAACAAGAAACAUGAAAGUAAAUCAUGUCAAUGUAAUAUCGGUAGCAACACAAGAAAACUCCUAUUGAAUGCACAGUCACAAACAUCAGAUGCUGCUCAAAAGACAACAAACACACAACUUAUCCAGACUGUUCCCUGUGUGCGUCAUGCGGAAACGCAAACUGAGGAUUGUUUUACAACCGUGCAGCGCAUGUCUGUUGAUGUGAGUGACGAAAUGUUAGAACUACAGAAAAAGUUGGCAAAAUCUCAAUCGGCACUUGAAUUGUGUCAAUUGAAGUUGCAACAUUCGGAGGACAAAAUCGAAUAUCUGACGACAAACAAAAACGAGUAUAUUGCUGAAGAAGAUAUUACGUUCCUGAAAUUAGCGCCAGCGCAUCAAAACAAACGAAAUCGAACAGUCUGUCAUAAAAGAAUCCAAGAAGCAUGUCGUUUUCUCAAUCACCUUGACGGCCGCCUUGAAUUUCUAGAUAGAAAAUAUCAAAAGGUCACUCGACAGACCCCUGACCAAAAUAGUUUAGCUCUAACCUGAUGCAAGAGUUUCGUCGUUGAAGAAUUAUCGAACGCGUAAAACAAAACGUCCCAUUUAGAACAAUCUAUUUUUAUGCCCCUAUUAUACUUAAAUACACUGCUGAUAAUUA